UUUUAUUAUCCACUUUUUACCUUUUGCUGACAUUUUAAAUGGCACCUCAAGAAGACCAACGUAACUUACUACAGCCUGAAGAUUUAGAAUCAGGUUAUAGACCCACUCCAUCCGCCAAUGUCAAUAACAACAAUGCACAACAGGACAACAACACUACCACAGCAAUAAGAGAGUAUUUUGAGCAAUCCAGCCAUCCUAUUGCAGCGUUGUUUUUCUUGCUGUUUAGAUUAGGUGCAUUAUUGACCUAUUUAUUGGGAUCAUUUUUCACGGACAAUUUCACUUUUGUAUUUGUCUUGACCAUUCUUUUCCUCGCCUUUGAUUUCUGGACAACAAAGAAUAUCUCGGGUAGAUUAUUAGUGGGACUUCGUUGGUGGAAUGAAAUUCAGCCGGAUGGAACCAAUAAAUGGGUAUUUGAAAGUGCUAGUCCUAGUAGAAUCAAUAAUGCUGCUGAUAGUAAACUCUUUUGGUGGAUGUUAUAUGGUACACCUGCUCUCUGGGGCUUAUUUGCAUUCUCUAGUUUCAUCACAAUGAAGCCUUCAUGGUUAGUCAUUGUUGCUGUUGCUCUUGCAUUGAAUUUAGCAAACGUUUACGGUUAUUCUCAAUGCGAUAAAGAGGCUAAAAAGAAAUGGGCUACUGGUAUGGCUACACGAUCUGCAUUAGGUUCAUUAGGAAGCGGCGCAAGUGGAUUAGUUGGAAAGGCUUUCACUUCGGGUAUUGGAAAAGUGUUUGGUUCAAGAUAAUAAAAAGUACUUUUUUUAAUGAUUAUUUGUAUUGGGCAUAAGGAUCGUUUCCUGCAAUAUUACGACGUUGACCAAAGCUCAUACCAGACUAUUGAAACAUGUCAUUAAACAAUCUCUUUACACCAUUGUAUGUAUUACU
This is a messenger RNA of Mucor mucedo, 879 nucleotides long. RefSeq lists its product as uncharacterized. The transcript is spliced from 4 exons. Gene Ontology annotation, cellular component: Golgi membrane. Bases 39 to 740 code for a protein of 233 amino acids. Gene Ontology annotation, biological process: vesicle-mediated transport; protein secretion. The record is from RefSeq and is a predicted model, not a curated record. Lineage: Eukaryota; Fungi; Mucoromycota; Mucoromycetes; Mucorales; Mucoraceae.